UGAAAACUUUUGCCGCCAAUGAAGAACAUUGCAAAGGUACCCAGGAUGUAAAAGAAGAAGUCUUCAUGAGCAUCUCCAUGGAUGGAUGCCAACUCAUUAGUCAAUGGGAAGACAAUGGUAUCUUCCAACCUGUUGUGUGUUUCCAUGCCCUCCAGUGGUAAUUCUUUCACAUUAUUUUGUGCCAUGGGAAAAACCUGAAGGGCAGGCACAGUUGCUCCUAAACUUGCAACUUUGCCCCCGAUUCUAGUGACCUUUCUAGAACGUGACCACUGGAGAUCUCAUCCUUGCGUUGCCUUUCAGAGCCUAACCAAAGAAGGCACUUUCUUAUUCUACGGUCUUCUGGCUUCUGCUUGUUUUUCCAUUUGUUUCUGUUGCUUGUGCCUUCCGACCAUCUUCUGUAAUCACAAGACGUCCAUAAAGUUUUCCAGCACCAUUUGCAGGCAUCUGGACUUCUUGGCGGCUCACCCAUGGCCUGCUAAGCCAGCAGUCAAAGGGCACUACCAUGAGGCACUGCAUUAAUUGCUGUAUACAGUUGUUACCCAACGAGACGUGCACACAGCCGGUCGGCUGCCGAGGAGGCCCGCAUCCCAGCCACCAAGCGUGCCCGGCGUGCAAAGGAGAAAACAAGAUUCUGUUCCGCGUGGACAGUAAGCAGAUGAACUUGCUUGCUGUUCUCGAAGUGAGGACGGAAGGGAACGAGAGCUGGGGCGGGUUUUUGCGCUUCAGGAAGGGGAUGCGAUGUAGCCUCGUGUUUGUACUGGUAAUCAUGACCUUGGUGAUGGCGUCUUACAUCCUUUCAGGGGUCCACCAAGAACUCCUGAUCCCAUCGCCUUUCCAUUACGGAGGCUUCCUCAGUAACCCUGGCGUGGUGGACAGCGAAGGCCCUGGUGACCUGAAAGAACACCACCACCAGCCCUCUGUAAAUAAUAUCUCAUACGUGAAGGAUUACCCAAGCAUUAAAUUAAUUGUUAACAGCAUCACGGCCAGGAUUGAGUUCACGACCAGACAGCUCCCAGAUUUGGAAGACCUCAAGAAGCAGGAGCUGCACAUGUUCUCAGUAAUCCCCAGUAAAUUUCUUCCGAAUAGUAAGAGCCCUUGCUGGUAUGAGGAGUUCGUGGGCAAGAACACCACUGAUCCCUACCUGACCAACUCCUACGUGCUCUACUCCAGAAGGUUCCGCUCUACCUUCGACGCCCUUCGCAAGGCCUUCUGGGGCCAGCUGUCACACACCAACGGCAAACACUUCCGCCUGCGUUGCCUGCCCCACUUCUACAUCAUCGGGCAGCCCAAGUGCGGCACCACCGACCUCUAUGACCGCCUGCGGCUGCACCCCGAGGUGAAGUUCUCCGCCAUCAAGGAGCCCCACUGGUGGACCCGAAAGCGGUUUGGUGAUAGCACGGACAGCGAGCCACCAUUUCUGAUCCAGGACUUCAUUCAUGCCUUCCAGCCCCAUGCCAAGCUGAUCGUCAUGCUCAGGGAUCCUGUGGAGAGGUUGUACUCAGACUAUCUCUACUUUGCAAGUUCGAAUAAAUCUGCAGAUGACUUCCAUGAAAAAGUGGCGGAGGCUCUGCAGCUGUUUGAAAAUUGCGUGCUUGAUUACUCCCUGCGCGCCUGCGUCUACAACAACACGCUGAACAAUGCCAUGCCGGUGAGGCUCCAGGUAGGCCUGUACGCGGUGUAUCUUCUGGACUGGCUCAGCGUCUUCAGUAAAGAGCAGUUCCUCAUUCUUCGCCUGGAAGACCACGCGUCCAAUGUCAAGUACACCAUGCAGAGGGUUUUCGAGUUCCUGAACCUAGGGCCCUUAAGUGAGAAGCAAGAAGCCCUGUUGACUAAGAGCCCCGCCUCGAACGUUCGGCGCCCUGAGGACCGGAACCUGGGUCCCAUGUGGCCCGUCACGCAGAGGAUCCUGCAGGACUUCUACGGGCCAUUCAAUGCCAGGCUGGCGCAGGUCCUUGCCGACGAAGCGUUUAUGUGGAAAAAGACGUGAGGGCCGAGUCCCCGCUGCCAGCUCUGUGCCGAGGACGAUACUGCUGUUAUUUUAAAAUCACUCUCUGCAGGGAACCGUUUUACUCCCAGUGAGGAGAAGACCUCAGAGUCUGAGGCUUCCUUCCCUCUCUACGCCCGUGUUUCAUCAUAACCAUUGCAGGAGUUCCUUCGUGACAUUGGACAGCCCAGGAAUUGACCCCUCACGAAGCUUCUCCGGCUGAGGCCAUGGGAAACGCACUUCUGGAAGAAUUCACAUCUGCUCCCCAGGAAUGCGAGGAGCUUGGGGGUGAGGCAGGCCGGCACGGUGCCGAGUGUGGAGAGGGAAGGAAGCAUCUCGAAGAGAGCCGAUUCUGGGGUUUUCCAGUCCUGGGAUCAGAUUAAGCAGCCAGAGGUGGUACCUCGGGGCAUGUUGGAACCUAAGCUUCACGUUCGCUUUUGAAACACAUCUUUGCUUAGCUCACUUAGACUCAUUUGGGCGGAGGAUGAAGGCUCUUUGAUUUUUUUUCCCUUUUGCUCCAGGGGUAGCCCUUCAGUCUCUUCAGAUGUCAGCCCUGUUAACUUCACUGUUUAGUGAGAGAAAAAAAUGAGUUUGUGUUUGGAAGCGCGUUCAUUUCUCGAACCCCUCCCAUCCCUUCAUGUAGACUUGGCCUUUCUGUGCUGACUACAGACAAUGAAUGCGUUUCGAACAAACCACUGUCUGCAUUGAACUAGCCAGAGCUCUCUUUUCUACCGCUUUUGGUGUUUUCUCAAGAAAUUCAGCUCAUAGGUGGAAGAGAAAUUUUGGCUGCGAAUGCCAGAAUGAGCAACUUCCCGGAAUUGAACACUUCAUGGAAACGCUAGGUGACUCAAGGCCUCGACACGUGCAGGAGGUCAUCGAAGAGCUGGGUGGGUUUCAAAUGUUGAUCUCUAGCUGGUUACAGGCCAGCCUCCCCCUCGGAAGGAGCCUCUUAUCCACAUUGUCCACCACGGUGUGGCCAGACUUCCUUACUCAGCCCACAGACUACAACAUGCUCGUAUCCUGAUUCAGAAGCACGAUGCAUGAGCUCCACUUGGGCUGAACUUGGAAUGCUUGGAUUUGGAAGGUGAUUGGUAAGGGCUGUGUUCUUCAUUGAACUUUCUGGGCCACUUGGCAUCUUGGUUUGCCAGUGGUGGCAGAUCUUGUCAUUCCUUGGAAGUGGUGGGACAACGGAAGAGAACACUUGGGCCCACUCAGCGCACAGCCCCGGUGGGAUCCCAACGAAGCUUUGCACUCAGAUGUUGUCAAGGGAAGCUUUCUGUGAACCAGAGCUCUCAGGUCAAGGCCACGGACACCAAAGUCAGAAAGUGCAAGGGUCUACGUGCUGAACCACAUUUGCAUGUCUGUGACAGAAUGGGGGCUCCCGUGGCUUGAGGAUUUGCAGUCCCUCAGCAGUCCAGCCAGGGGGCACUUGUCCUUUCGCCAUCCGAGGUGGGGUACACAGCCCACUUGAAGGCAUGUGGAAAGCUCUGCGUACUGGGCCGGCUGGGUUAUUAUUUAUGCUAUUGAAGGAGCUGGGUGUCCUGAGCGCCCCUUUCAGGGACAGUCGCCCCUUUCUGUCACAGCCAGCAGUUGGAGCAGCAGCCAGCAGGGAAAUCUGGCUGGAGCACAAAGAUGCUUUAGGGAGCCCUCGCUCGGAUGUGUGUGUAUUUAUUUGCAGUACGCGGGUGUGUGUGCGUGCGGUGGGGGGCACAUUUUCUAGUGGAGUCCCCUCAGUUCUGAUGAGACUCCUCCACUCUGGACGCAGCCCUUUACAGCUCAAUUUCUCUGCCAUUAACUUGUCACUUUAAGCACACAUUCUAGUUUUCCACACCAACAUAACCACCACAAGGGUUCUUUCUUACGCACUCCUAUGCAUGUGAGUAACAUGUUGUAUUGUAAUUCUGCUUCUUACAGAAGUAUUACCGAGUUAUAUUCUUUCCAAUAUUAUUUGGUUUAUUAUACAGAUCUUUUUAUACACGCAGGCCCGUCCCUUCUGUGCCAUCAGACACAGGUUCUCUCGAAGGGCCGUUCUCCGAGGGCGUACCCACUGCCGCGGAGGCCUGGUCCUCACUGGUGGCCAAGGGAACAUUCGGGGUGGUGUUUCUCUCGCCUGUCAUCCCAAACCAAAGCGCAACGGAGCGUUUCUCACAACCUGGUAUUGACGCUACUUUGUGUUCCGAAAAGCUGUGUGUGGGAUUAUAAUAAACUGUACCCCGUUAGCUGUGUAAGGUAUGGUAAGUGAGCCACGGUUACGUGUACUUUUAUUAGUAUUUAACAUAAUUAAAUACGGAUCCAUACAGCUGUUG
Trichechus manatus latirostris (Florida manatee) is the source of this 4290-nucleotide messenger RNA. It is a transcript of the gene CHST15, whose product is annotated as carbohydrate sulfotransferase 15. The transcript has 6 exons. Gene Ontology annotation, molecular function: N-acetylgalactosamine 4-sulfate 6-O-sulfotransferase activity. The record is from RefSeq and is a predicted model, not a curated record. The coding region runs from base 503 to 1987 and encodes 494 amino acids. Gene Ontology annotation, biological process: hexose biosynthetic process. NCBI's taxonomy places the organism in Eukaryota, Metazoa, Chordata, Mammalia, Sirenia, Trichechidae.